Prunus armeniaca (apricot) is the source of this 276-nucleotide messenger RNA. The record is from the annotation of a GenBank genome assembly. Lineage: Eukaryota; Viridiplantae; Streptophyta; Magnoliopsida; Rosales; Rosaceae.
AUGGAGUAUGAAAUAUCGGAUCAGCAAAACAAGCGAAAACCAGCAGCUCCAUCCACCUCAGCUAUAAAAGGGUUGGUCGGCGAUGAAGAAGACAAAGACUGCUGCUCAAUAGAAUGCAUUGUUGCUGCACUUGAAACUGUACCUGGCAUGGAUGAUGAGCUCUUCUUGGAAGCUUCUCUUAUUCUAGAAGAUGAUGAUGAUAAGAAAGCCAAGAUGUUUGUGGCAAUGGAUGUUGCAGCUCGAAAGAAGAAGCUAUACAGAAAACUUCGCCAGUAG